CCGGGAGAGAGGCGCGCGCAAUCUGCGCGUGGACACCCACGCACACGCGCCCUGGCGGGCAGUUCUAGCCCCGCGGUGCCUGUCCGGCAGUGGGCGCCCCCCUGUGCCGCUCUGGGCGGAGCAGCAGCGCCAGGCUCGCCGCCCGCCCGGAUCCCUGCUGCUGCCGCCCAGAGGAGGAAGGCACCUCUGCUCGGAUUCCCCAGGCGCCGGCGCUGCGGAGAGCCGUGCGGGCGGGCGCCAGCAGGGGAGCGCGAUGAAUGAGUUCCCCCGGCGCCGCCGAGUUGUCUGAGUUGGCGCCCCGUGCCAGGCUCUCUGCGCCCCACGCGCUCCCAGCUCCCGGGGCUGCAGCCCACGCCAGCGGCCGGGGUCGAGCCCGCCGCGCUUGGGAGCCGAGGCUCGCGAGCCUCUCCGGUCCUGGCACCAGUUUGGGGAGCAGGGUGGGCCCCCAGCAGAGGCGCGUUUUGCUGGCACUCCCCGCGGCCCUUGCUGUCUCUCUGGCGUCGUAUCAGCAAUCGCGGAUCCAGGCUUACCUGGAGAAGAACAAGAUCGGCCCCCUGUUUGAGGAGUUAAUGACCAAAUUAAUAACUGAAACGCCUGACCAUCCAAUCCCAUUUCUCAUUGACCAUCUUCAGUCUAAACAAGGAAACCGUGGGCAACUUCAAAGAACUUUAUCUGGAUCAGCAGCGCUCUGGGCGGAAAGUGAAACAUCAGAACAUAAAGGAACAAGAAGGGAUUUCAGAGGCUAUGAUAAACCUUGGCAAUUAAAUGCAAAGAAGCCAAAAAAGUCAAAAAGUGACCUUGCUGUGUCUAAUAUUUCCCCACCAUCUCCAGAAUCCAAAUCAUUGCCAAGGUCAGUAGAUCAUCCUAAGUGGAACUGGCGGACUAAACCAGAAAGGCGUGAUUUUGAUGAACUGAACCACAUCCUUCAAGAGAGCAAGAAGCUGGGAAAAGCCCUUGAGAAUCUCUCUCGAAGUAUCGCAAUUUCAGAUGAACUUGAUAAGGAAACGGCGGCGUUUAAUUCUUCUCUUCUGAGACCCCGUGUGAUCGGAGAAUGGAUUGGCCGAGAAGAGAAUGAUGCUGACCCACUAGCUGCUGAAAUGUUACAGCCCCCCAUUCCGAGAAGUAAAAAUGAACAGUGGGAAAGUGAAGACAGUAGCUCCAGCCCUGCAGGAAGCUUAAAGGUGGAACUCAAGACUAAGGGAUUAAAACAACAGCAACAGCAACAUAAGAAACUGCUGGCAGCCAUGCUCUCUCAGGAUUCUUUCGAGUCCAUUCACAGCCCGACCCCAUCUGUAACAGAAGAAGAUAUUGAUAAUGAAGAUGAUGCAAUGGAAUUGCUGGGUAAUUUUAAACAUUAAUAAUUUCUCUUUUUCUUCUUCUCUGGCAUUGUAAAAAUGUGCAGUGGUUAAGAGAUUUGAAAAGUUCCGAAUAGUUUUGUCUUAGGGGAAAGAGUUUAACACAUACUUUAUUUACCUUAGGCUUUUAUGAAGUGGCAUGUAAGAACUAAGUUUAAAUCAUCUAAGCAUGCAGUGUUAGACUGUAUUUUGUGCUUUGUAUAUGCAGCCUUUUACCUUCUGACUAUUGAAUCAAGCUUUAUUCUGUGUGCAAUUGUGAUAAAGAUUCGCCUGUUUACUUUUUUCUCUGAUUAUAAUUGCCUUGAUUGCAUCUUUUGUCUAUAAAAUGUGUGCAAAGUACAUAUUUCAGUCCUCCUUCUAAGAUGUCCCCCUGUUAUUUCAAGGAUGUUUUAGAACAAUAGAGUAAAAUUUAAAGUGCAGAGAGUAAAUUAAUGUUUUGUGUCUUCCAUUAAUGACAGGAAAGAUUGCAGAGACUGCAAUGUUUUUACAGGUUCAUUACUUUUCAUAAAAACCUUGGUAAUAUUGUAGAUGCAGGAAAUCCUUUUAUAUCUGCUGAUGAAGUAAAUGUGCAUUUCUGUUUUAUCAGAUCUUUUCAUAGUAAUUUUUAAAAAUUCAACUUCCCUUUGGAAAAGCAUUUUCCCAAAAGAAGAAAUGAAAUUUUAUUUCAGAGAAAGUGACACAUAUAAAGAAUGUGUUUGAAUUCAGUAGUAUCAUUUGUUCUAUUCUACAUAGCUAGAACAAUUUUCAGUACUUUGUAAAAUAGACUAGUAAGAGAAUAAAUAAUAUAUUCAUUUGAAAGUUUCAGUUAAGUUCAACAUAUAGAAUAGGGAGUCCCAGAAAUAUACAUCUAUUUUAAAUUUUUUUUUCUGAAACAGAUUUCUUAGUUUCAAGCAUUUAGGGCAAUAAAAUGCUAUCCUAAUAAAUGCUGUGGGUCUCCAUACAUAGGCCUGCAAAGGUAUUAUUUAGUCAGUGAUGGCAGCUUCACAGCUGUCUCCUGAUGUAAUAUUACAUCAUUACAGCAUUAAGGAGACUAUUUCAUAACAUUUCUACUUCAUUGAUCAUUUUAAAGAACAGUUAGGUCUGGGUGUUGUUUAAGGAAUCUUAUCUCCUGGCCUCUGAAUCAUUAGUGUGACAGAUAUGCAAUGAGGUGGUGGUACCUUCUUCAUUCAACUUCCAUUCAGCAAAUGUUUACUGAGCACCUACUUUGUGCCAGGCAGUAGAUGCUAUUUUUAUGUCCCCAGGACCAUGGGGACAUAAAAAUAAAAUAAUCAUGGUCUCUGCAAGAGCUUUACCUUCUAGUGUUCAAGAUAAAAAUGUAAAUACAUCACGCUAGCAGUGUUUGCUACAGGGCUAGUGGGAUGAGGCUCACAGUUGCAUAGAGUGAUAACGAUCAGAGAAUGUUCCCCAAGGAAACCAGUUCUUCUGGUGAGUCCAGGAUAAGCAGAUGUGCAUUUAGCAGGUUUAGCAGGCAGAGUGUGGCCCGUCGCCUCUGCAGGUUUGCUCCCAUAGGAUUGAACUCUUUGGCAGUUGUGCUCCAAGACUGCCUGUGAAUUGUUGCUCGGUUCCAUCCGUAACAAUGGAUCGGUGCUGAGUUGUGCCAAUAUCGUCUUCUUUUUCCUUUCUUGUAAGUGGCAGCGUAUGGUCAGCUGAUGUCCACACGAAGGCAACUAUACCCUGUCUUGCCAACAGAAUUUUUUUGAGGAAACCCAUGCAUGCUCAGAAUCACUUUGGGAUUCCCGAGAGCCUCAGGACUAUCAGGACAGAGGGGAGGAAAUUAUAGAACUUCAGUGAUAUCAAGGGAAUCUUUAAGGAGACCCAGGUGUCUACACAGUGCUGGUUUCCCCGAGAUCUCAGUUGCUCUCUUUUCAAGAUUCUAGUUUCCCAAGCUGAAAACCAGAGGGCUGGCUUUUGGAGUCCAUCUAAUAAGAGCAACUAAUAGCUGAUUCUCAUUAUUAUUAUUAUUAUUAUUAUUAUUAUUAUUAUUAUUAUUUUAAUUCAGACAUUUAGCCUGUGGUCUGAGCAUAAUUAAGCAUGAGAAGUAGUUUAAGGCUAGACUGUCUCCAUGUAAUUCUAUGUAUCUCAGCACUGAUGUCUGUUGUGUGCCAACGCUGAUCUCUAGGUCGUGAGGUCUCCCUGUCAUAACAUGGAAUGUGCCAAGUCCACGGGGCCGCCCCUAAAAUAAAGCUGUACACAGCUUUCCCUGUCACCUACUUGUCUCAGUGAACAAAGGUGAUACAGCAGUAAACUCUACAUAAAAGAUUGUUUUGCCCAGUCAGUUCAAUUAAAUAAAAUGUCAUUUGGAUAUGAAAUAUGUUUGACUUUAAAGCCCAAAUAUGCCUACCCAUUAAUAUCAUUCAAUUAUUUUUAAAAUGUAUAUUUAAAAUAUAGACUCGGAAUUUUCUUUGGAAGUAAAUAGUGUGGGUAAAUCCAUUACUUAUGCAUAUGUCUUUCACUAAAGUGAUGGCUUAUCUUUUACAUGAAAUCAAACAGUACAUGUAUAAUUUCAGUUAAUAUAAGGGUAAAGAAUUUUUUCAGGCAUGAUAUAGUAAUAGAUGAAUAUGUCAAGUAUGGGCAUAACCUACAAUGAUUAUUAAGUUAUUCACUUUUAAGACCUGACAUCUUGUUAGCACCUCUGUUAAUAUUCCACUGGAUUUCAGUGGACUCAAUUGGUGCAAUCCUCCUAAAUCAAUUUAGACACUAUAAAAAAUCUACCUUCAUAGUCCUUUAAAUGUUAAAUUUCUAUCAUUUUGUUUAUUAUAGAAUUUUAAAUUUUGUUUAUUAUAGAACUUAAUACUAAGUUCUUGAAAAUUUACACAAAGUCAAAUUUUAAUACAUAGAUUCAGUGUAAAAUGAAACAGACACAUCUGGUAUUUAAAAUACCUUUUUUAAUCUACUGCAUUUUGUAGAAUGAGUUUGCUACAGCUUAUGUGUUUUAAGGGUUUAAAUUAUCAUUGUGAUCUACACCAAGACUUAACAGGCUGAAAAUAUUUCUUCUGCAUGGGGAGAACUCUGUAAACGUUUUGAAGUGAUAAAUAAGUAAAAGGUAUAAUUAUUAGUUUAUAUUAAUAUAACAAAGAAUUAUUCCUCAGUAAAAUUGUUUGAUUGGUGGGGGGAAAAAGCCUUUUAGUUGAAGUAGUAGAAAUUAGUAAAACUGCUGAUCCUUAUUUUGUUUAUUAAGAAAUCUAGCAUUGUUAAUAUAUACUAAUUAAUAUUUAAUUCUUCACAGUUGUUUAAUUAUAUACCUGUGAAUUUCUUUUCUAGAUAUAUUAGGUAUGUGAAAAUAUUAUAGGACAGCAUCUAUAAUUUUUUAACUUGAUUAAGUAGUUUCUGUAGGAUUGCUUUACAUAAUACUUACAGAUUCAUAGUAUAGACGUAGCUUAAUAUGGGAUUAAUAUAUAUCAUAGAAUAAAAUAUCCAAAUUUGUGGAAUUUUAAGAUAUAACAAUUUUAAGCACUUCUGAAAUUGGUGGUGUAAUUACAGAAGCUAAUGAAUAAAGUAUCUGCCAUGUCACCUUAAACUAAGUAAUUCUCACCUUCAAAUAUAAGAUAUUCUCUUAUAUUUUAGUAAUUAUGCUAGAAAUUAAUGACCACAAUGAGU
Hipposideros armiger (great roundleaf bat) is the source of this 4952-nucleotide messenger RNA. RefSeq lists its product as uncharacterized. NCBI's taxonomy places the organism in Eukaryota, Metazoa, Chordata, Mammalia, Chiroptera, Hipposideridae. The record is from RefSeq and is a predicted model, not a curated record.